Messenger RNA from Rodentolepis nana, 327 nucleotides. NCBI's taxonomy places the organism in Eukaryota, Metazoa, Platyhelminthes, Cestoda, Cyclophyllidea, Hymenolepididae. The record is from the annotation of a GenBank genome assembly.
AUGUCACUUAGAGUCUACAUAGGAUAUUGCUCAGUUGUAGGAGAUGGCGGUUUUCAUGCUAUAGCAGAAUUCGCUGGCCAUCACCGUAUUGAUCGUGUCCAACAGUACUCAGAGAAGCGUACACACAUCACAGCGACAGACGCUGACCUCGCUAAUUUCCGUCGGCGGGACAGCAGUGGUGCUCUACAGAGAGGUGAUUCAUCUCUUCCAGAUGGACGACAUAUCUCCAAUCUCCUUGGACGGCAGUAUGACUCCCUCUCUGAAAUGGUCGAUUUAUCGGACGGAGGCCAAGAAAAACAACAAGUAAGUACUGCCCAAUGUAAUUAA